AUGGUGCGUGGAAACAUCUCGAAAGCCCUCACCAGGCGGCCUGACCGCACGGUCCGUCCGGCGCAGUGCCCAGCUUGGGCACCACUGGGUCGAGCGCUGCAAGACUUUUGGGCCAACGGCUCCACCAGUGAGCUUCCACCGCUGUUGUAUUGGUCGAACUUGCGCUCUGAACCUGAAGAACUCCCACCGGCCCUCUUUUUUCGGCGGCCCGCUGAAAUGCCACCAGUGGAGCGCUAUGCCUUAGAUCUUUGUCGACAGCAGGGUGGUCGCAUCCUGGAUGUGGGCGCUGGGGUGCGGGUCCUCUGGAGGGAUGGGAAGAUGAAAACAGCCAUGGAAGGCCAGGUCUAUUUGAUGUGGAUGUGGAGCAGCUGCUGA
Molecule: messenger RNA, 375 nt
Organism: Cladocopium goreaui
Lineage: Eukaryota; Dinophyceae; Suessiales; Symbiodiniaceae
Source: the annotation of a GenBank genome assembly